AUGUCCGUUCCUCUUACCUUCAUCCACUCUCUCCCUGCGCCUCCGUCCGGUAUCUCCCUCGGAGACCAACUCGCCGAACUCGUCACCGACGCCGGACGUGUCGAGACAUUCCUCGACUGCCUACCGUCCACAUCUCAGCCUGCGCUAUGGUAUCCCGACCCCCAGCGACCCCCUCUCACACACGCCGACCUCCGCGAGUUCGUCUCGCACUUCGCGCUUCCCGUCUCCGACCCUUCGAAGCGCCUUGGCCCCAACGACCGCGUGAUGAUCGCGCUCCCCACCGGGUGCGAGAACGCCGUCGCCCUCAUCGCUCUGGCGACAUAUCACACCUGCGCGCCCGUUAACGCCAGCUGCACGGCUGCCGAGCUUCGGGAAGACGCAGAACGACUGGGCGUCCGCGCCGUGGUGACCACGCGCGAUGCGGCCGAGCGUCUCGAGCUGCGGGAGCUGCGCGAGCACAUCGGGUGCGAAAUCAUCUUCGUAGAACAUCAUCUUGGGGGGCCGGUGGGUCUCUUCGAUAUGGUUGUCGACAACGCGGAUGGCUCGUUCGGCGUUACGUUACCGCCCUCCAAGCCGCACGGCCUCUACGAUCAGUCUCUGGUCCUUCAUACCUCUGGAACGAGCGGAAAGAAAAAGGUCGUCCCUUAUGCGCUCCGAUCAAUCAUUAUCGGCACGUUGGCCGUCGUCAAGUCCUGGGACCUGCGCGAGUCGGACGUCAACAUGAAUAUGAUGCCUCUUUUCCACGUCGGCGGUAUCGUCCGGAAUCUCUUCGCGCCUAUGAUGUCAGGAGGCAGCGCGAUCAUCGCCUCCGGGUUCGACGCCAACGCCUUCUGGGAACUUGCGACUGGUCUUGGAGCGACAUGGUAUUACGCGGCGCCCACGAUGCAUCACGCCAUCCUGUCCGCGCAACCUUCCGAUAUCGUCCCCUCGAAAGACACGCGGAUUCGCAUGAUCUGCAAUGCUGCGGGCGGGCUUCUCCCCGCGCUCGCUAUACAGCUCAAGGAAACGUUCAACGGCGCUGUCGUUCUUCCAUCAUACGGAAUGACGGAAUGCAUGCCCAUCGCGUCCCCGCCAACGACGUACCAGCUCGAUCGUCCAGGGUGCUCCGGCAUCGCAUGUGGACCUUACAUGUCCAUACGUGAUCCUUUCAACCUCGAGCGCGAACUUCCGCGAGGUGCAUAUGGAGCGGUGUGCGUACGCGGCCUCCCAACGUUCGAUGGUUACGAGAAGGACAGGGACGCUCCCCUUGACACUUCGGCGUUCUCUAGCGAGGGUUGGUUCGAUGGAGGCGACAUGGGCACCAUGGACGAGGAUGGUUACCUCUUUAUCUCGGGUCGCUCGAAGGAGAUCAUCAACAAGGGCGGCGAGGUUAUCUCACCGUUCGAGAUCGAGGAGGCCGUCACCAACGUCGCCAAACACCGCGUCAAGAACACCCUCGCGUUCUCUGUCGAGCACGAGGUGCUUCAGGAGACCAUCGGUCUUGUGGUCGUUCCCGUCCCCGAUCAUCCUCGUAUCGGCCUCGCGGAGCUGCUGGAUUUGCUCCGCGAUACGCUUCAUCCGUCCAAGUGGCCCUUCACCAUCGUCUACAUGGAAGACCUUCCGAAGAACAACGCGGGCAAGCCGUUGCGUAUCAAGCUCGCACCGCGCCUGGGCAUCGGGCGCCUGCACGAUGGUGUACCUGCCCUGCAUCGCCAUUUCUCCGCGUCGGUUCCCGACAAGAACUCUCCUCUCACCGAGCCUAUUCCAUGCCAGCGAGUGACCGUCGACCUCCAGCUGAUCGAACGGGCCGUCAACGAGAUCAUCGGCGUCGACGAAGUCGCCGUCCGCAUCCAAUCCGACCAUUUGCUCGAAGCUUUCGUAUCCGUCGACCCGGAGUCGGAUUUGACUGGCUCCAGCAUCAAAAUGGUGCUACUCGCUAGUUUGCCCGGAUACUGCAUCCCCGAGCCCCUCUACGUUUUCAAGAAGCCGCUCGCGAAGGCCGAUGGCGCGGUGGACUUCGUGGCCAUGGAGCAAGAGAUCAACUCCCAGAACGCGUCUGCCAUGUCACCCAACGCGCUCCUGAUCCGCGAUAUAGUCGCGGACUUGCUUAGCAAGGACGCGGCUACCAUCGCGGGCGAUUCCGACUUCUUCCUCAUCGGAGGCAACUCGCUGCUGCUGGGUCGGUUGGCGUAUCAGAUUCGCAAAGACACGGGUAACAGCCUCAAGGUGUCCGAUCUAUUUACCAACAGCACCAUCAACGGCAUCGCCUCGCUCCUCGUGAUUGAUGAACCGACGCCCAACACUCUAGAGGAGAACACGGAGAAGUAUCCUGAAAGCAUAUCCGAAUACGACGUACCUGAUCUGGAAUACGGCGGCGCGGAGUACAAGGAUCGUCAUCGAGGCCAAAAUCAUCCCAUAUCUCUUAUCGUCCAGGCCAUCCCCUCGCUGUUCUUCUAUCCGCUGAAGGCCGCCUGGGCGUGGACGAUGAUCCUCUACGUCCUGUCGCUGGUUGUCGAAGUCAUCUCCGACAAUUACUGGGAGAGGGUUGGUUCACUGCUUGCCGCCAUCGUCGCUGCGCGUUUAUCCUCGCGUAUCGUGUCGCCCAUCGCCGCCAUCCUCUUCAAGUGGAUCGUGAUCGGAAAGUACCGACCCGGUCGUUAUCGCAUGUGGAGCGCGUAUCACCUCAGGUGGUGGAUCGUCAAUCAAUUCCUCCGGUCGGCAGGUCGCGGCGUCUUCGCGAUGCAUCCGUCUUUGGAGUUGCUCUACUUCCGGCUACUCGGCGCCAAGAUCGGCAGGAACGUUAAGAUCCACAACAGCGCGAAGCUCAGCGAGUUCGAUCUCAUCCAUAUCGGCGACGACGCUUGCAUCGACCGCGCGCUGAUACGCGGAUUCUGUGUGGAACGCGAUGGCUAUAUGCGUUUGGACUUCGUGACGAUCGGACGCCGGGCCGUCAUCAACACAUAUACCCAGAUUUCGCCUGGCGCGGACGUAGCAGACGACGCCGUCUACGGUCCUCAUUCGUCGUCUCACGAAUCGCCGCUCUCCGCCUCUCACGCGGUCUCGAAUCGUAACCUUCACCCCCAGCCCCGCGCGCUCCUCAAGAUCCUUGUCGGAUGGCCGCUCAUCUUUGUGGUCACCGUCCUAUCAUACGUUCCUUGGUUCGCGAUCUUGUGCGUCAUGAUCUUGACCACGGAUCUCAUGGCACAUGCCCAACAUCCUUUGGAGGCCGUCAUCGAGUGGUUCGCGACUCCGAAGCGGGUCCUCUGGCACGUGGUGGCUCGCGUGGUUCGGGUCGUCUUCGCCCCGAUCAUCCAGGUUAUUCUGGGCAUCGCGCUCAAGCGGAUCAUGGGCCUGACGACUGAGCAUUCGGUCGAGCACACCACUCAGUGGACCUUGCUGCGCAGGUACAUCAAUGCGUCGCUGCUCUCUCAGCAUACGCUCAAGCACGCAUUCGACGUCUUUGGCACCCACUACGAAGCGACUUCCAUGGUUUUCCGGGCCAUGGGCGCGAAGGUCGGGAAGCGGGUGUACUGGCCAGGCAGCGGCGUCUACUGCCCAGACCCCGAACUGCUCGAGAUCGGUGACGACGUCGUUUUCGGCUCGCGCUCCGAGUUGUUCACCACGGACGCCGAAGGCACGGGCAAGAUCACCGUCGGGGCCGGAGCCAUGAUCGCGGAUCGUGUGGUCUUACUUUCGCACACCUCCGUCGGGCGCAAAACGGUCAUGGGUUCGGGCAGCCUCGGCGCUCGCGGAGGUGUCUACCCUGAUGGAUCGACGUGGAUGGGCAGCGAAAACGGCGAGGCCGUUUGCUUCGCCAAGGGGAAGGUGCAGGAAGACGAGGAUACCAUCACGCCGUUUGGCCGGGCAUUCUACAAGCGUCAGGCCGAGUUCUUCGUCUUCCCGUAUUGGCUCUUGACCAUCGUCAACCUCUUCGUCGCCUCUCUCUCCGCCGCCUUCUGGUCGGUGCCGGCCAUCUCGGGGGCGCAGUUCCUUGUGCUCUUCCGUCGCCACGCUCCCCACCUCCACCUUUUCGAGCCCAAUUGGUACAACAUCGCCAUCCUUUUCGGCCUCAUCUCCAUCUUCUUCGUCGUCGUCCUGUUUAUUCAAUCCGCGGCCGCUAUGGCUUGGGUCAUUGCCACCAAGUGGAUCGUCAUCGGCCGGCGUCGCGUGGGCCCUUGCGAAUGGGACAAGAGCUCGUACUGUCAGCGUUGGCAGCUUCACCUGACGCUCAGCCGCGUGCUCAGCCGCGGCCACGGGAAUGGCGGCGUGCUCGCUUCCUUGGCCGGUUCCGCCUACAUCGUCUGGUACUACCGGGCGCUCGGAGCUGUCAUCGGCAAGAACUGCUCGAUCUGGGCCGGUGGCAAGGUCGGCCUCAUGACCGAACCCGACUUGAUGGAGAUCGGCGACAACGUCUCUCUCGACGAUUGCUCGGUCGUCGCCCAUAUCAACUCCCGAGGCAAGUUCGCUCUCAAUGCGUUGAAGAUUGGCAAUGGAUGUGCCCUUCGCGCCGGCAGUCGCCUGCUUUCGGGCGCCAGCAUGUGCGAUUAUUCCAUGCUCAUGGAGCAUAGUCUCCUCACUUCGGGCGAGAUCGCCGAGGAGCACACCGUCUACGUCGGGUGGCCGGCGAGCCCCAUGGGAGGCAUCGAUGCAUCACCAAAUCACUAG
This is a messenger RNA of Punctularia strigosozonata HHB-11173 SS5, 4644 nucleotides long. RefSeq names its product acetyl-CoA synthetase-like protein. Lineage: Eukaryota; Fungi; Basidiomycota; Agaricomycetes; Corticiales; Punctulariaceae. Gene Ontology annotation, biological process: fatty acid metabolic process. Bases 1 to 4644 code for a protein of 1547 amino acids. Gene Ontology annotation, molecular function: medium-chain fatty acid-CoA ligase activity. The transcript has 7 exons. The record is from RefSeq and is a predicted model, not a curated record.